Arabidopsis arenosa is the source of this 1994-nucleotide messenger RNA. Lineage: Eukaryota; Viridiplantae; Streptophyta; Magnoliopsida; Brassicales; Brassicaceae. The record is from the annotation of a GenBank genome assembly.
ACCUCGAAGUGAACUCCAUUGACGACGAGUGAAGCAAAGGGAGGGAAGAAAAAAGUUAGGUUCGAAACGAAAACAAGUGAGUUAGGUGAAAAAGUGAAAACCACCAUAUCAAUGGCUCCUGCUCUUGCCGUUACCCGAGAUCUCACCGCCGCCGGAUCUCUGGAGAAUGCUCCGGCGAAAGGACGUGCUUCGGUUUACAGUGAAGUUCAAUCAAGCCGUAUUAACAACGCUCUUCCUUUGCCUUCUGUUCUUAAAGGAGCUUUCAAAAUCGUCGAAGGUCCUGCUAGUUCCGCCGCCGGGAAUCCAGAUGAGAUAGCGAAGUUGUUUCCGGGUCUAUAUGGCCAGCCAUCUGUCGCAGUGGUUCCAGAUCAGAAUGCAUCUUUAUCGGCACAGAAAUUGAAGAUUGGUGUUGUUUUGUCUGGAGGUCAGGCACCUGGUGGACACAAUGUUAUUUCUGGACUGUUUGAUUACCUGCAAGAGCGUGCGAAAGGUAGCACGUUUUACGGGUUCAAGGGUGGUCCAGCUGGUAUCAUGAAAUGCAAAUAUGUUGAAUUGAAUGCUGAAUAUAUUCAUCCUUACAGAAACCAGGGUGGUUUUGACAUGAUCUGCAGUGGAAGAGACAAGAUUGAAACACCUGACCAGUUUAAACAAGCUGAAGAAACUGCAAAGAAGCUAGAUUUGGAUGGAUUGGUGGUUAUCGGUGGAGAUGACUCCAACACCAAUGCUUGCCUUCUUGCUGAAAACUUCAGGAGUAAGAACUUGAAAACCCGAGUCAUUGGGUGCCCCAAGACCAUUGAUGGUGAUUUGAAAUGCAAAGAGGUUCCCACUAGUUUUGGGUUUGAUACAGCUUGCAAGAUUUACUCUGAAAUGAUUGGAAAUGUCAUGAUUGAUGCAAGGUCAACUGGAAAGUACUAUCAUUUUGUACGUCUUAUGGGUCGUGCUGCUUCCCACAUUACGCUUGAGUGUGCUUUACAAACUCACCCAAACAUAACAAUUAUUGGAGAAGAGGUUUCUGCCCAGAAGCAGACUUUGAUGAAUGUCACAGACUACAUGGUGGAUGUUAUCUGCACACGUGCUGAACUUGGUUACAACUACGGUGUCAUACUGAUUCCCGAAGGUCUGAUCGACUUUAUUCCUGAGGUCCAAGAGCUGAUUGCAGAACUGAAUGAAAUUCUGGCAAAUGAGGUUGUCGAUGAAAAUGGGCUGUGGAAGAAGAAGCUCACCGAGCAAUCCCUGAAGCUGUUUGAUCUUCUGCCUGAAGCAAUUCAGGAACAGCUGAUGCUUGAGAGAGACCCACACGGAAAUGUCCAGGUGGCUAAGAUUGAGACUGAGAAGAUGCUUAUUCAAAUGGUUGAAACUGAAUUGGAGAAAAGAAAGCAAGCUGGUGCAUACAAGGGACAAUUCAUGGGACAAUCUCAUUUCUUUGGGUAUGAAGGAAGAUGCGGCUUGCCCACAAAUUUUGAUGCCACAUACUGUUAUGCACUCGGCUAUGGCGCUGGAGUACUCCUCAACAGUGGGAAGACUGGACUAAUUUCUUCGGUCGGGAACUUGGCUGCUCCUGUGGAAGAAUGGACUGUAGGUGGGACUGCUCUCACAGCCUUGAUGGAUGUCGAGAGGAGACACGGUAAGUUCAAGCCUGUGAUCAAGAAAGCAAUGGUGGAACUUGAAGGUGCACCAUUUAAGAAAUUCGCAUCACUGCGUGAGGAAUGGGCAUUGCAGAACCGAUACAUCAGCCCAGGUCCGAUCCAAUUCAGUGGACCUGGUUCAGACGCUCUCAGCCACACUCUACUUCUUGAACUCGGGGCUGAAUAGUCUCUCGACUAACCACCAUUACUUUGCUUUUCUGCCUUCCUUGGAAUUUCGCAUUCAGUCUUGUUUUAUCUUGAAUGAUACGUCUCCGUAACAUUUCGAUUAAGUUUAUUUCUCUCGUGUUUCUUCAACAUAUAAGAUAAUUAUACGACUUGGUCUAAACUUAAUACAAAGAUCUAAAGUCG